GUGUGCAGGUCUUGUGAUGAUCGCGGAAGAGUUUCUAAUCUUCACAGAGAGCAGACACCGACUGACGGCUGGCUGUAAGUAGGUGAUGAAGCUGUUUGCAAACUAAGUGCUGCUGUGACGUGAUUUGUCAUGGACUGGAAGAGCAACCUGCGGCGCACCCAAUCACUGAGGAGCAUCCCCUCGUCAUGUGACAAGCCCACCUGGACAGAGGGGAGGCUGAGGGAGAGGAUAACAUCUGUGUCCCAGCUAGUGUCCAGAUAUCAAACUACCGUGGAAGUAAGUGCAUCCAAUCCAGAAACUGCAGUGAAUAAUGAUGAAGCAAAGCCAAAAACGGUGCUCAAAGAGAUCAAACCGUCUAUUCUGAAGCGUAACGAGACUCACCUAGAUUCUCUGAUGAGGAGGAAUGACGCGAGGGAGCUGUCACGAGGAGACAAAUCCAAUUUGACCCGCAGUAAGUCAGUGGGGAACCUCCAGAGCAGCGCCGGCUCCAUCGGGGCCCUGAAGGCUCUGUUUGAGUCCAAGGGAGCCACUCAGAACAAGGUGAGGAGUCCCAGAGCAGCGAGUCUCACAUCCUCUAACAAGGCUGCAGACAUCAAGCCCAUGGUGAACGGAGAGGGGGAAGAAGGAGAGGAACCUGCUCCAAGAAAGGAUGCUAAAACUGAUCAUGUGACUCGACAGGUGGUGACUCGGACCCGGGCGGAGAGGAGGAAAUCAAUCGGGGGGAUAGAUUUUGAGAGAAUUGCAGCCUCUCAGGAUGAUGAAAAGAGGAGGUCCAUUGCAGAUUUCAGAGACAGCUCUGUAAUCCAAAGCAAGUGUGUCUCGGUCAAAGCCAUGUCUGCCCUCUACCUGUCGAAGGUGGUACCUCAGGAUUCAACACGCAGCCUUUCAAAACCGGAACAAGAUAAGUCAUCUCAGUCUGGGAAAAGAGUCCAGCGAACCAAGGACUCAAUGAUGAGACCUUUACUCUGUUCUUCUAAGAUGUCCGAGGACUCCGAAAAAAGCAAAGACGACAUCCCUUCGCUUCCUUCAGCGAGACAUCAGCAAGGACCAGAAGACGUCUCUGGGGCCAAGUUAACACAGUCCAUGUCAUUGCAACUCUCUAAAGAAAAGCUACACCAACAGCGGGCGAAAUGCGAGCUGAAAAGGCUCCUGAAGCACACUCACCCCGAGCUGAAGACGCUGGAUGGAGUGGUGGACGAGGAGCUUGCUGAGGUUUUGAGUUUAGAGACAGAUGGUGAAACGGGAUACGAGGGAGAGGUCCUGUCAAGAUGCUUGAUAUUUGAGAACUGCGCCCUUACCAACAAAGUAUCUCCUUACAUCCCCAAGAAGCACGUAGCAGAGGGAACAGUGGAACGAGGCGAUGUCAGUAAAUCAUCAGCUGUGGUUCAGGAGCAUGAAGACAGGUCUUGUACUGACAAAACAAUUGGACCUAGUCAUGAUCCAAACAGAGAGGGUGAGGAGGAGAUGGUAAGAAUAGAUGUUCAGGCUACCAGGAGGAGAUUUGAGAGUCAGUCUGUGAACACAUCUGCACCAUUUCCCAAAAAUAACUGCCAAGGAAAAGUGUAUAUUUCUGGAGAUAAGAAAGGGGCAGUCCCAAAACAGGAGUUUAACAUGCGUAGACAAGAUAAUCUACACACCAAAAGUCUUGAUGUGAUAAACCAGCCUAACAAACAAGGUCCUUGUGAUCCUAUCAUUGGCCAAAGCAUUGACCAUGUGGUUUCCACUGGUGAAACACCCUUUGGUGAUGAGACUAGAAGCAUCCCUGGUCCAGAGAAAAUCAUCAAAACCAGUGCUGCUCUUUCCCAAAACAACCCAUUCAUCCCAACAAACAUAGAAAGAGAACACUCAUUUCUGCGUUCAUCACAAAACCAAAGCCCAGCGCGGGACGGUGGGGAAAUUCAGGACCAGGUGAAAGCUAAUGUCAAAAACAGAGCUCACCUGUUUGAAUCAAUGCCAUUUGACCAAAUCAGGCAUCAGAACAAGGAUGAAAUUGAGUGGCAGGUUGAGAACAUCAAGGAAACCCUGAAUUCCCUUUAUCAAGUUAAUGCCAUACAUUCAGAUGGCUCAAUCAUUGAGGUCAAUGAGACGAUGAUAGCUAAAAAGGCUAAAUUCACUCUAUUAGAAGAUGGGCCUGAGAUCAAAUACGACGAGGUGGCUGAAGGUGGUGCGCAAAACUUCAUACUCCAGUUGCUGCCACGGUCAAACUUAAAGCCUCAUAUCACGUAUCUGAAGGAGGGUAGGAAAGGAAAUAUCGAGGCCACCUUGGUGAAGAUACCAGUGCAGCAUCAUCACUUCAGUACCAACCAAGACACAGAGUUUAAAACCGCCAACAUGGCUCAGCUUGUCGAGGAUAUUCUCAAUCAAGAUAACUCUCUGCGGAAAGGAGUGAUAAUCCAGGAGGAUACGGACGGAGGGGCUAAAGUCAUAGUCUACUCCCUCUACUAUUAUUUGGAUGUGGACGAUUUGAAGAGUUACAGUCCUCCAAAAGGCGCAGAGCAUUGUGAACCAGAGCAGGAAAGAGGAGAUGUGAGAAAAAACGACAAUCAAGAACUAAAAAAAGGUUUUGUUGCAUCAACCAAGAGCUGCCUUCUAGAAACUCCCAAAGACCAAGGAUCAAUGCGGCCUGAAAUCACAGUAAAAGGGAACGUUAAAUUGUUCAAGAGUUGUAUUGAAAAGGGUGAUUUGGAGUAUUUGAAAACUCUUCAGGCGGAGCCAACCGAGCAAGAACAAGAACUCCCUCCAAGUCAAAAUGUGGCUGAACAAGGAAUGGAUCUGCAUCAUGAACAGAGAGGUGAUGAAGCAGAGGAGAGCGCUUCAGAAUGGGUCCCAGUGGAUAUAAAGAGACUUAAAAACAUGUUCUCUGGAGAUCAAAGACCAAUCCAGCCCAAACCAAAUGCAUGGGAAAAUCGUGCCCCCAUUUCUUGUGCAGUCACAGGUCUUGGAAAGAGCCAGUCCUCUACAGAGAUGGGUGUCAAAACACCUGAGGUAUAUAACUCUACGGUUACACCAAAGGGAUCAAACCUACAUUUUGGGACACAGGACGAUGGUCAGGUCCACCAGGCUGAACUAGUCGAGGUGGUAGAUAACAACGAGGAGAUUUCUGAGCUCCAAACUGCAAUGCAAAGCCUCCAUCAGGCCACAAUCGAGGCCAAAUCUUUGCAUCACUCAGCACUAGCAAAACAGAGACUCCACUAUCAAGAAACCACCUCAAUUACAGCAGGUGAUGGAGAAAUACCUCACACAAAGACAUGCCAUAAAGAUAGUAUUUAUUUAGAAGAAACUACUGAGACAUGCCGCAAAAUGGGUCAAAAAGAAGCAGAAGUCUUCCAGAAACAACACUUGCAAGCUGCUAUGGAGCCUGGACAUAUUCCAGAAACAAUCGAGGCUCAGCAGGAGGAAGAGGAAGUUGUUUUUCACGGUAAACUUCAAGCAGCUUUGGACUCCCUGCAGAAAUCCAACAUCAAUGUCAGCAGGGGGGAUUUCAGAGACGCCAUGAUAUACAGAAAUGUGUCCAAACCUCAAAGAUCACAACAUUUGAAUACAGCGUCUGUUCAAAUCCCCACUAAGGAGGAGCUUUGCCCCGUGACUGACCCUGAACCAACUCCAGCACCAGUGAGACAAGAGCUCUCUAAAGAACAGGGGACAUCAACACAUGCAGAGCCCAAAGAUAAACCAGAUACAAGUGAUGUCUCAGAGAAAAGCAAUACAAUACUUGUGGCUCCAAAACCAGCCAUCCCACCCAAACCUGAGCAUUUCAAAGUGAAACAAGGAGAGAUUCAGUCAACUGAUACAAACAAUCCUGAGGCAACCCAAACUAUUACUGUAAAAGUAGAAGAAACAGCUCCUCAACCAUUGUCAUGUAAGGAUGAACAAAAGCAAGGUCUGUUCAAAGCUAACGUUUGUGCAGAGUCGGGUUCAGUGAAUCCUCAAAGCAAAAAGCCUUUUGAUGAAGCCAUACCGAUGUCUGAGGAAAGUGAAGUGAGGCAUCAAGUUCAAGGUUCAGUCGUUAUCUUGGAAACUGACAAUGACAUUAGGCGACAACAGGAGAUAAACGUCACAGACGAAGAGAAAAGCCCCAAGGAUUCCCCAAUCAAAGAGAAUAUGAAUGAAACAGAUGAAAGCCAUGUAGACUUUAAGGAAGCAUGUAAGAAAUUUGAAGGUAAGAAGGCAGCUUCAGGGAAGGAGGCUCCGGCAAAGCCAAAAAGAGUUAAAAUUGCCCAGGUGGACAACAAAAAACAACAGUCUGGCAAUAACACCUCAAUUCUUGCACAUGUUGCUGAGGAACCAACUGUACCUGGUUCAUCCUGCAGUGAGCCAAACACCUGCGAACAAACUGCUGACAGCAAGAAGGAGAAAGUAAAGAAAGAAGAAGGUAAGGUCGAGAUGAGGGAGAAGAAAGGACGAACUGAGACAGAGGUCGAACGACGACAGCGUCUGUCAGUCCACAUGGAUGUGAUCAUGACGGAGAAUAUGACCGCAGCCAUGGAUAUCUUUGACAACUUGCGAAAGCAGGAGGAACUGCAGAGCAUUCUCAGUCGAGUCGAAGAAAUUGAACAGGACACAAGCGAGGUAGAUGUAAGUUGUCUGAGGAAAGUGUUCGAGGACGUACCAGAGUGGGUCGUCAUCCCCGGCAAAAAGAAACAAAAGAAAAAGAGAAAAGGAAACAAAGAAGGAAAGCUGCCAUUAACGAAAAACAACACCGAAAGCAAGUCUUCAAUGGCACAUGUGUUUGGAAAUCUUGAGCGAGCCAGUGAGGAGAUCACAACUCUUAAAGAACAUACUUUAGCAAGACUUGUGGAAAUAGAGGAAAGGAUUAAGAAGGCUCUUUAUUCUGUCUCUACUUUGAAAUCAGACGCAGAUAUCGCUGGUUUAUCGCGCCUGUUCAAAGAGUCAUUAGCGGUAGAUCAAGGGUCCCCAUCGUCUGGUGGUAUUAGCAAAAUUAGCAUCGAGUCAAGCAGAACAAAACCACUGCAGACACAGGUUAGCACGACAGCACAAGGAGACUCAGAUCUGCUAGUUAGUCAGGGUGAAGGAGCGUCUGCAAAACAACAAGCAAGUCCUCCAUCUUCUCCUGCCUUCAUCUCUAUCCAAUCAGCUGCUAAAAAGACAGAGAAAACAGAGUUGCUUCCACCUGAGACCACGAUCUGCCCGAAAUGUCAGAACAGUCCAAAGACAGAGGAGAGAUUCAGGUCGACUAAAACCGUGACGUGCAACAGCCCCGCUCAAAACAGGAAGAAGGACCCCAGAAAAGGAGGUAAAAAACAAUCGUCUAGCAACCCUAAACGAGAGAUGAGUGUCCUCGAGGUGCAGACUGACCAUGAGGGGAAAAGUAUCGUGGGCUCAAAGACCGUAAACAACUAUGAGAGGACUGAACCAUUUGGAAAUUGGGUUUCAAUGUCCCACUGUUGUCACUGGUUAGCUAGGAACAAUAUCCACAUGUAAGGUAAAAGUACCCAGAGGUUUAGGUGCCGAUCAAUUAAAAACUUUAAAUAAUUCGUAGAAAAGUGAAGUUUGUUACCCAUUGAAUGCGUUUCUUCAUACGUUUUCUGACAAAGUUCUUGUGUACAUACUUGUAUUUGUGAUAAAACCAUUGUUUCUAUUGAUGGUUGAGAUUUGUGUUGGUCUCUUGUAAUCUUAAAACUGUUUUUGAUUUGCAUUUGAAAUUAAAGAA
This is a messenger RNA of Trematomus bernacchii (emerald rockcod), 5671 nucleotides long. RefSeq names its product xin actin-binding repeat-containing protein 1. Lineage: Eukaryota; Metazoa; Chordata; Actinopteri; Perciformes; Nototheniidae. Gene Ontology annotation, molecular function: actin filament binding. Gene Ontology annotation, cellular component: focal adhesion; stress fiber. Gene Ontology annotation, biological process: actin filament organization; actin cytoskeleton organization. The record is from RefSeq and is a predicted model, not a curated record.